Gaeumannomyces tritici R3-111a-1 is the source of this 1946-nucleotide messenger RNA. RefSeq names its product sugar transporter. Lineage: Eukaryota; Fungi; Ascomycota; Sordariomycetes; Magnaporthales; Magnaporthaceae. The coding region runs from base 286 to 1854 and encodes 522 amino acids. The record is from RefSeq and is a predicted model, not a curated record. Gene Ontology annotation, molecular function: secondary active monocarboxylate transmembrane transporter activity. Gene Ontology annotation, cellular component: plasma membrane. Gene Ontology annotation, biological process: plasma membrane lactate transport. The transcript has 4 exons.
CGGCGGAUGGAGGGCAGAUCGUUUAUCCCAUGACGCCGGUUUCGGGGCAUAUGAGCAGCCACGAACGGGCAGGGUGUUACAACCCCCCGCUCCCCCAACCGAAUCUUCAAAUAUUUCUACUGCUGUGUAUGGUCUCCUCUCGGUUCUGAGCCCUUCAUUCCCUGCGCCCGGCAGUCAAUACCGCCUAUACAUACAACAAGCAGCCGGCGACAAGAUAGGGGUUUGCUGCAAAGAGAGAGAGAGAAAAACAAAGCCAAAAAAGAAAGCUUGAGCUCCACUCACGCCAUGGCCAGCGCCAGUACCGAGAAGCCUGCGGCCGAGCACCGUGACGAUGGGGGCGGCCAGGUCGAGCCGGCGUACGACUCCCCGCCGUGGCGCGGCAUGUCGACCGGCCGGUAUCUCGCCACCCGCGUCUCGAGCCUGAAGCCACCAAUGACCAAGGCUCCGAAUCCAAUCAGGCUUUUGCUCAUGCUCGACCGCCACUGCUGGGCGUUCUUUUUGGUGGCCUUUGUCGCGUGGACAUGGGACGCGUUCGACUUCUUCACCGUCUCGCUCACCGUCCCCCAGCUAGCCAAGUCCUUUGGGAGGACCAACACGGACAUCACAUGGGGCAUCACCCUGGUGCUGAUGUUCCGGAGCGUGGGGUCCAUCCUGUUCGGCAUAGCAGCCGACCGCUAUGGCCGCAAAUGGCCCUUUAUAGUCAACAACAUCCUGUUCAUCCUGCUGGAGCUUGGCACGGGGUUUUGCAACACGUAUGGCGAAUUCCUUGCCUGCCGCGCCUUGUUUGGCGUCGCCAUGGGCGGCCUGUACGGAAACGCCGCCGCGACGGCUCUUGAAGACCUGCCAGAGGAGGCGAGAGGCCUGAUGAGCGGCAUCCUGCAGCAAGGAUACGCGUUCGGUUACCUCCUGGCGACGGCCUUCGCGCGGGCGCUGGUCGACACGACGCCGCACGGCUGGCGGCCGCUGUUCUGGUUCGGCGCGUGCCCGCCGGUGCUCAUCAUCGCGUUCCGCCUCGCGCUGCCCGAGACGCGGGCCUACGGGGAGCAGAAGGAGCUGCGGCGCGCGGCCGCGGCGGCGGGGUCGUCGGCGUCGCGGACCUUUUUCCGCGAGGCAAAGGUGGCGCUGCGCCGGCACUGGGCGCUGCUCGGCUACCUGGUCCUGCUCAUGGCGGGCUUCAACUUCAUGUCGCACGGCAGCCAGGACCUGUACCCGACCAUGCUCACGUCCCAGUUCGGCUUCUCGGCCGACGACGUGACCGUCACGCAGAUCGUCGCGAACCUGGGCGCCAUGCUGGGCGGCACCGUGGUCGGAUACUGCUCCCAGAUCGUCGGGCGGCGGCUCUCCAUCCUCGUCUGCUGCGUCGUGGGCGGGGCGCUCCUGUACCCUUACACGUACGUGUCGACGCGCUCGCUGGCGGCGGCCGCCUUCUUUGAGCAGUUCUGCGUCCAGGGGGCCUGGGGCGUGAUCCCCAUCCACCUCAUGGAGCUGUCGCCGGGCGCGUUCCGCACCUUCGUGGUCGGCACGUCGUACCAGCUCGGCAACCUGGUCUCGUCGGCCUCGUCCACCAUCGAGUCCACCAUCGGCGAGAGGUUCCCGCUGCCGGCCAAGACUGGCGGCGGCGGCGGCGAGAUCCGGCACGAGUACGGCAAGGUGAUUUGCAUCUUCAUGGGGUGCGUGUACGUGUACGUUAUCGUCUUGACGUUCCUGGGGCCCGAGCACCUGCGGCGCAGCUUCGAUGUCGAGCACGACGAGGACGCGCGCGAGGUGGCGGGGGAGCAGGGCGUCGCUCAGGCUGCGAAGAAGGGCGAUCGGGUUGAGUGUGAGCAGACGGUGGAAUCCAAGAGUGUGGUGUAGGAGGGCGGGCAGGACGGCGGGGUGUUUUGUACGUGGACACGGAUGAGGAUAAAAGUCAUGAUGAUAAACAAAAAGAGCGUGAUCUGAACUCG